Polyodon spathula (Mississippi paddlefish) is the source of this 3270-nucleotide messenger RNA. RefSeq names its product ecto-NOX disulfide-thiol exchanger 1 (gene enox1). The transcript has 13 exons. Gene Ontology annotation, biological process: ultradian rhythm. The record is from RefSeq and is a predicted model, not a curated record. Lineage: Eukaryota; Metazoa; Chordata; Actinopteri; Acipenseriformes; Polyodontidae. Gene Ontology annotation, molecular function: protein-disulfide reductase activity; RNA binding. Gene Ontology annotation, cellular component: external side of plasma membrane; plasma membrane. The coding region runs from base 950 to 2635 and encodes 561 amino acids.
AUGUGCUGCUUUUGUUCUCUUCUGAAGUAUAUGAGGCCUAAUAGCAUCUUAAAAGCAUGUCUGACGUUAGUAAUGCACUCAGUUUGCAAAUACAGCUGUUCUGAAGUCUUGUGCUGUGAUAUGCAUGAACCUCUCUGUACUUAGUGAAGAAUAAUGCAGUGCUUGCAGUAAACCCUCACUGGAUUCUGCCAAAUUAGUGUACAGAUUAACAUUCAGGAAUAGCGCUUCCCAGCCAUGCAUAUGCAUGCCGCUUGUAAAUGCCAUCCUCUCAUUGUCAGGAAGGUACUCCCACUCAUUUGAAUUGUAUAUUAGGGAUGUGUGCCUUGCAUGAUAUACAUUUCAAUAAUGACUCCAGAAGCUCCUUGUAGGCACUUUCUGGUGAGCAGGUUUAUGAUACUGUACAUGAGAAGGUGCAUUCAGACACAUUGCUCAGUGCCUUUAUUGUCAAAGGUCUGAAAUUGUUACAGAGUGAAGCACAAUGGUUGUCAAAUAAUACAACAUUCUAAAGUGUCUGGCAUCCAAUAUCGAGAUAUUACUCUUUUGUGGGUGUAGACUAGUAUUUACAGAUGACAAAAUAGAAAAAUGAGAACAUGAAUAAGAACGACGACACAUUUAAGUCUUAACAUCUGUUUUGUCUCAGAGGAAACUUCUUCUGUUCAUCAUUGUACAAUUCAAAAAUGUAACUUAUUUGAUCUGAUCCUCUCUAGACUAGAUAAAUACCAUCCAACAAUUUCUAAAACAUCAUUAAUCAUCAGUAGCAGCUUGUUUCAUCUAAAGCUGUGGUGCGGGUGGAUUUAAACAGUAUCAUUUUACUGAAUCGAACUCUCCCUGCAGAGCCUGUGUGCAGAUGCAGCUGAGUGAGAGUGUAAAAGAUUUCAGAUCCAGACUUGUGGAGGGCUUGUGAGCAUACUCAGUCUGCUUACCAGGGUUUGAUCCUGGUCUGGGAAUAAUGACCGGCAUCACCCCAAUUAACCCUAUGAUGGCUAGAACGAGCUUGGUGCCUCCUCCACCAGUACCUUUAGAGCUACCGAUCGUCAAAGAAAUAAUUCACUGCAAAAGCUGCACACUCUUCCCUCAGAACCCAAAUCUGCCACCACCGUCAACAAGGGAAAGACCUCCGGGAUGCAAAACCGUGUUUGUUGGAGGACUGCCAGAGAAUGCCACGGAGGAGAUCAUUCGAGAAGUAUUCGACCAGUGUGGGGAAAUCACUGCCAUCAGGAAAAGCAAAAAGAACUUCUGCCAUAUUCGCUUUACUGAGGAGUUCAUGGUUGACAAAGCAAUCUACCUGUCAGGUUACCGCAUGCGGAUUGGAUCAAGUACGGAUAAAAAGGAUUCAGGACGCCUUCAUGUUGACUUUGCUCAAGCGAGAGAUGACUUCUAUGAGUGGGAAUGCAUGCAGCGCCUGCUGGCCAGGGAAGAGCGGCACCGGCGCAAGAUAGAGGAAGAGAGGCUGCGUCCACCGUCUCCCCCUCCCAUAAUGCACUUCUCAGAGCACGAAGCGGGCCUGCUGGCAGAAAAACUCAAAGAUGACACCAAGUUCACAGAAGCUAUUGCUGUGCUUGUCACCUGGAUCGAUCGUGGAGAGGUGAACCGUCGCUCUGCAAACCACUUCUACUCCAUGGUCCAAUCAGCAAACAGCCACGUGCGACGGCUGAUGAAUGAAAAAGCAAUCCACGAAGAAGAGAUGGAGCUGGCCAAGGAGCGGUUCAGAAAUUCGAUGUCGGGAAUCCUAACGCAAUUUGAGCAGAUUGUGGCUGUUUUCGCCGCCGCUACCAGGCAAAGGGCAUGGGAUCAUUUCUCAAAAGCACAGCGCAAGAACAUAGACAUUUGGCGAAAGCAGUGCGAGGAGUUGCGCAAUGCUCACAGUGAAGAGCUUAUGGGUAUACGGAGGGAAGAGGAGAUGGAGAUGUCAGAGGAUGAGUCGGGGGAAAAUCCCAACAAGAAAAUCAAAAUCCAUGACUCAGCCUUGGCUGCUCAAGCAUAUGCCCUGAAAGAAGAGAACGACAGCCUUCGCUGGCAGCUGGAUGCGUACAGGAACGAGGUGGAGCUGCUGAAACAGGAGCAGGGGAAGGUGUGCAGGACUGAGGAGGAUCACACCAAGGAGCAUCAGCUUCACUUUUUACAGCAGACCAUGCAGGGCAUGCAGCAGCAACUGGUGGAGCUACAAGGAGCAUUACAAAGGAAAGAAUCUGAGCUAGAACACGCAAAGGAAGAGCAAAGGUGUAUGGAGGUACAGCUCAUCGCCUUCAAAGAAAAGUUACUGCACAGUAUGGAGGCUGUGGAGACUAUCAGCAGCGAGUCACAUGCUCAAGGAAUAAAUGGAUGCACAGGACAAGUACUUCACCAUGAUAAAGAAAAGAACGCAGAGAAGCACGUUCAAGGACCUCUGAAAUCAGAGAAAGAAGCCCUUUUAUUGGGCAUAAUAUCAACCUUUCUUCAUGUUCAUCCCUUUGGUGCCAACAUAGAGUAUCUGUGGUCCUACAUACAGAGACUGGAUGCCAAGGUCUCUGCCAGUGAAAUCGAGACACUCAUGCUGCGGCUGCCCCACAUGUUCAAACAAGAGUUCACGGGCGUGGGGGCAACGCUGGAGAAGAGAUGGAUAUUCUUUGGCUUUGAGGGAAUUAACACUGUCUGAUCCAGAAAUGAAUGGGUUUGUUAGUGAAAAGCACGCUCAUGCAAGACUGCAGGUUUACGUACCUCCUGAGUGAGAUAUAUGGUUAUUGCACGUAGCGUUGUGCUUGCACAGCUCCAGUCUGGUUUUUAAUUACAUCUCUCUUGUUCCCUGUGAGUGAAGAUGUAGUUGUGCAGCAGUUAUUAAAAGUCUCCGUGUGUCGAAUCGAGACAGAUCUAUGUACUUGAAAACUCAUUCCAGAGUAACAGGGCUGGUCGAGUGAGAUAAUUGUUUGCUGGGUUUAGGAAUGAACAUGGUAAUGCUCAGCAGAGCCAGCCACCCAACAAUAAACUGUCACUAUCUACUGCUUUAAAAAGGUGUACUUUUGUUUUCUGUGACAGCUUUAAAACAGGAGGAAAUUGCCAAAAUGCUAAUGUGUGCAAACGAGAGACCAUACGUGUUUUUAAAUCCCAGACACACAGCGUCAAAUAGGAGGUGUAGACAGUUCCACUCUGGUGAACGCUGAUUGUAAUGCUUCCUUCAGAGAUGCUGAUCUGUAAAAUCAGGUUUCCUUUACUGUUUUCAUAUUAAAUAUAAUAGAAUAAUAAUAAUACAUAUAGUAGCAAUGCAUGUUGUAAUAUACUGCUUUGUGAACUAGA